AUGGCAACGCCGGAUCAUUUUGGCCGCAUUCAUAAAAGUGCCUUCGUGGUAUCGACCGCUGUGCUCCUUGCCGUAGCCCUGGUUGGCGUGGUUAUCCGAUACGUUAUCCGCUUUCGAACGCCGAAGCGGCGGUUCCAACUUGACGAUGGGCUGCUCUUACUGGCAGUUAUCUUGCUGCUGACCAGCCUCAUUAUCAUGUACCACCACGUUGUGGACCCGAUGUUCUUGUUGGGCGCCUUGCAGAACAGGGUCCAGGGAGUCGAGUUGCCCGCCAACGUACUUCAAAUCUCCCAUGAUUUCCAUAAAUGGAACGUAGCAGCACUAAUGAUCAGCUGGUGCUCCAUCUGCGCCGUCAAGUUUUACUUCCUCAUCUUCUUCAAGAGGCUGAUAGAUCGCUUGCGCCUUUGGCAGCUUUACUGGUGGGUAGUCACCGUCUUCAACGUCGCCCUGUUGUUCUUUGGAGUGACGGUCUACUACAUCAGCUGCCCCUUUUGGGAUGCGCGAGAACUCCAAUGUUCUUCCGGGAGAUACAAGUUGGCGCUGAUCAGGGACUCGGCUGCGCAAAUCUCCCUGGACAUUGCAGCCGAUCUUCUCAUCCUAGUCAUCCCGAUCGGACUCAUCUGGAAGAUCCGAGUCCAGUGGACCCAGAAACUGGCAUUGAUGAGCUCCCUCUGCCUGACCUUCGUCCUGGUUGCCCUAUCUAUCACCCGGGUUGCCGGACUUGAGUACCAUGAUGUUGUGGACGCAGUAUGGGAAACCUACUGGCAAACUCUGAGCGCCGAGCUGGGCGUCUUCUUAGCUGCCGCCUCGACGUUCCGAUCCUUCUUCGUCAGCCAGAGGAAUAACAGAGCCUAUACUCCGCCUUCGUCAUUCGAUCGCUGGAUCAAGAGUUCGACCCUGAGAAGCUCGGACCGAAAGCAGCCUGACACCCUGCUCACUUCCUGGCCCGAUAACACAGCUUCCGCGGGCUUCGAGCAUCUGUCACAACAAGCUAACGGAGAUUCCAAACCCCAUGUAGAUUAUCAGGAAUGGCAUGCCAUGACGCGCGCGCACUCUUCCACUGGCCAGAGCUCUAAUGCAAUGCUUGACAAUGAGGCUGUUAAUGAUUCAGUUCAUUCCAAGCCCUUCGUAGCAGAACCCGCGAGCGUCCUGUUGAAGGUAGGUUGA
Aspergillus tanneri is the source of this 1167-nucleotide messenger RNA. RefSeq lists its product as uncharacterized. The transcript is spliced from 4 exons. The record is from RefSeq and is a predicted model, not a curated record. Lineage: Eukaryota; Fungi; Ascomycota; Eurotiomycetes; Eurotiales; Aspergillaceae. The coding region runs from base 1 to 1167 and encodes 388 amino acids.